AUGCAAGGACGACGAAGAACGAAUGUCGAAGCUGGAGAGCUUUACUCUGGAGAGCUAUUUUGGAGAGACAAGUACGAAUGGUUGCUCGACUCUGGAUAUAGACUUCGAGAUCGUUACAAGCCGGACUGGGUGCCUUCAUGGAGGGGCAAAAGCGACGUCGUCUGGUAUAAGCAAGAAGACUCGUUUACUUUCCAGGACUCCCGUGUCGCAGAUGCUGUUCGUGUAUCCGAUGGCACUCCUGUCGCUCUCAAAAGAUUUCGCCCGACCGUGAACCCCCAGGAAGAAGAUAUCAUCAUUAUGCUCAACAGUGAACCAUUUGUUUCCGACCCACGCAAUCAUUGUGUUCCGAUAUACGAGAUCAUGGAAGUCCCCGGAGAGGACUUACGGCUCAUUGUCAUGCCCUUGCUACGCGAGUACGAGGAUCCCAAGUGGGACACCAUCGGUGAAGUUGUGAGCUGCAUCCAACAGAUAUUCGAGGGAUUGCGUUUCAUGCACAUCAAUCGCAUAGCUCAUCGGGAUUGCACCGUCAACAAUAUCAUGCUCGAUCCCAGGGAUAUGUACCCCGCUUCGUUCCAUCCAGCCAGACCCGAGAAAUCCGGAGACGGAAAAGCACCAGCCCGUUACUUCACUCGAACGCAGCGUCCAUCAAGGUAUUACCUCAUAGACUUCGGCUUGUCACAGCUGUACCCUCCUGGGGAGCCCGCGAUCGCCUUUCCCACCAGGGGAGGCGAUAGAACCGUUCCCGAAUUCGCCGCCGACUACGAUGCCGACUAUGACCCUUUCCCUGUCGACGUGUACUACCUUGGCAACUGGGUUCGGGAGUACAUCAUCAAGAAGUACCACGGGUUUGAGUUCCUAUCAAGCCUCACGGACGAUAUGACGCUCGUCGACCCGAGCAAACGGCCGACAAUGGACCAGGUCAUGGAACGACUUGACAAGAUUGUGACAUCCGCAGGUUCCUGGAAAAUGCGUUCUCGGGUCGUAGCUCGCGACGAACACCCCAUCAUGGGCUUAUAUCGCGCGAUAGGACACUGGAAACGGCGUGUGGUCUUUAUCUUCACUCGAACUCCGGCCAUCCCGACUCCUCCGCCUAUUUCUCCUACCUAUGUGCAGCGCAGACCGCUGCCACCAGGCUCGGCGAGCAUCACUAAACCUUCUGUUCCAGCAGAAACCGUCCCCGAGGCGGAGCCUAGUGUGCCUCCGCCGGAUGCCACAUAGCCGACAUCGUUGUUUUUGCCAUCUGAUUUCUGUGCUUUCUUGCUUCGUCGCAUGUCUCCUGUCGUUGAAUACCGUGAGGCCUCACGAACCGGUUAUUCCUGUAUUGGAACCGCGCCAGAUAAUAC
Molecule: messenger RNA, 1343 nt
Organism: Punctularia strigosozonata HHB-11173 SS5
Lineage: Eukaryota; Fungi; Basidiomycota; Agaricomycetes; Corticiales; Punctulariaceae
Exons: 5
Coding region: 1-1218 (405 amino acids)
Biological process (GO): mitotic DNA damage checkpoint signaling; protein phosphorylation
Cellular component (GO): nucleus; cytoplasm
Molecular function (GO): ATP binding; protein serine/threonine kinase activity
Source: RefSeq, a predicted model, not a curated record